AUGCCCAGUCCUCAAUUACUGGGGUUGUUAGCUCUUUCUUGCUUGCCCUCGGUCCUGUCAAUCCCGACGAGCCACUACAACUGGCAGAAUGGUACCAACGUCACCACCUUGGAACUCGUUCCAGGGACCCAGUCGCUGGAGAAUAUCGCAGUUCAGAGAAAUGGCAACAUUCUAGUCACGUCUGUCGCUUCGUCAACGCUGUUCGGGCUGUCGUCCCGGGGCGAACAUCCACCAAUCCCGGUUGCCCAAGUUCCCGUUGUGACUGGGCUCCUCGGAAUCACUGAGCUUGAGAAGGAUAUCUUUUACGUCAUCGGUUCCAACUUGACAUCGACUGAAAAUUCGAACGGAGUGUGGAGAGUUGACCUUCGCGACUUCCAAGUUUCUUGGAACAGUACCAUCCUUCAACCGGCUUCAGUCUCUUUGGUUGCACAAGUCCCAUCGGCUCUGCAGCUCAAUGGCAUGACCCGUCUCUCCAGAAACGACACCAAGAAUCUUCUCAUUUCAGAUUCUUCUCGAGGCACAAUUAUCCGUCUAGAUGUUGACACGGGAGAGUACGAAACGGUCAUCAAAGAGCCGGAGAUGGCUUCGUUAGCUACGGGCUUAGGGAUCGGCGUGAAUGGGAUUCGGAUCCACAACAACGACCUCUAUUUCGUAAGCUUGGAUCAGGGUAUCUUUGCCAGAGUACCAAUUUCUCUCGCAAGCGGAGUGACGAUUGGUCCUGUGGAAACACUUGCCUCCAACAUUACCUUCGGCGAUGACUUUGCCCUGUCAGACGACGGCAAGCAGGCGUACGUUGCCACAAAUGGCCCUCACGAGGUUAUUGGAGUCGAUUUGGUUCGCGGGGGCAAGUUCGUCGUCGCCUCGUCGCCUCUGCUAGGAUCUGCGUCCUCGGUCGCCCAAGGACUACAUGACGCCCGUAAGGUUUUAUACGUGACCGGUGCUACAUCUUUGGGAAACAGUACAAUCGGCCACGUAUCCAGCAUAUCACUGGAGUGCAAAGCCCUAGCUGAAAGUUUAGGUUCCUCUGCUCUUUCGCAGUAG
Messenger RNA from Colletotrichum spaethianum, 1041 nucleotides. RefSeq lists its product as uncharacterized. The transcript has a single exon. The coding region runs from base 1 to 1041 and encodes 346 amino acids. NCBI's taxonomy places the organism in Eukaryota, Fungi, Ascomycota, Sordariomycetes, Glomerellales, Glomerellaceae. The record is from RefSeq and is a predicted model, not a curated record.